Messenger RNA from Heterobasidion irregulare TC 32-1, 1476 nucleotides. RefSeq lists its product as uncharacterized. The transcript has 5 exons. The record is from RefSeq and is a predicted model, not a curated record. NCBI's taxonomy places the organism in Eukaryota, Fungi, Basidiomycota, Agaricomycetes, Russulales, Bondarzewiaceae. The coding region runs from base 1 to 1476 and encodes 491 amino acids.
AUGGAUACCUCCUCCACACCCUUGCAGAAAGGCGAAGGACAACCGCUGAGCUAUGAUGCCAUACUGAGCGCUGUACCCACCUCAUUACCGCCAGCCUAUCCUGUACAGGCUGCGAGCUAUCCCGGAUAUCCAGUGGCGACUCAUGUAUACAUCAUGCCCAACCAACCUCAUGGGCGCCGGUCUGCAUGCGGGCUCAUCUUCAAGCUAUUCGGUUGUACCUUUGUAUUCUUAGCGUUGGGACGUAUUGUCCACCACAUUUUCUAUCGGCACUCAACUUGGGAUGACGACUGGGACUGGAACAACUUGGGACGCUGGCCCACAUCAUCGAGCCCUGUACCAACAGACGGGCAUCAACACCCGCUGAAAUGUAUUCAAGGUGCUGGAUGGACUCCUGUCGACGACAGUUCUGAAGAUUUUCCGUCGAUGCACCUUGCCAAAGUUGACUUUGAACUGCCUUUUUCCUCUUCGGAAUUACUCUUCUUUCUCUCCACUGGGUCUCUUUCACAUGGCUCUAUCAAUAUGAUCGAGAAGAAGGGCAAUGGCGCUGAGCAAGACACAGUCGACGUAUCCAUUCUUGUUGGUUUCUACUCCCGUGAAGCUCUCUCCCGCGCAACCGUAUGCUCACUCGAACGCGAAGAAGGGCAGAAUGGAAUCGGAAUAUUCACUCCGACUGUCCACGAUCGCCACUCUUGGAGGGAUAUGUUACAGUUCAGCAUCACUGUUCGUCUUCCUACUCCAGGGUCAGGCAAAGCGCCCUUAGAUGUACCGGCUUUCGAGACAAGCUUCCAUAACUUCAAGCACUCCUUUAGUCUUUCAGAUACAUUUUAUCGGUUCGGUUCAGUUCGACUUCAGACCACGAAUUCUGGAAUCGAUGUUCAAUCUAUGGUUGUCGAACAGGUAAUAAUAGCUACGACCAAUGGUCACAUCCAUGGCUCAUUCAAUACCUCCACUUCGUUGACUCUCGUAACCACCAAUGCAUAUGUGGAUGUUGAGGCACAGCUUCACAAUGCGAACACCGAACAUCCCACUACUCUGCACACGAGCUCUACAAAUGGUGCGACCAAAGUAAGCGCAUCACUCCACAGCACCAGCGAAACCUCCGCUGGCUCUUUCAACAUCAACUCGAGAACCUCCAACAGCCCGCUUGAUGUCAGCGUGAACGACGCCCCUGCAGAUUCUACUCUCUACGUCUCUGGACACACUACGAACUCGCGGGCGCAGGUUCGCCUCCCUGCAGCGUACAAGGGGACGUUUGUGCUCUCGACUACCAACUCGCACCCUACGUUGGACCAUAGUGAGGAACGUGAGGACCCAUCCGGUCGGGGUAGGAAGAGGGUCAUUGAUGUGAAUCCGGUGGAUGGGAAGGGGAGGACUGUGAGUGGUGAAAUCAAGUGGUCACCAAGAGACGAGACCAGUAGGUCGAAGGGCGUGGUUGCGGUCAGCACGACGAAUGGUCCGGUUAAACUUUCCCUUUGA